GCAUGCUCAGUUGGAACCAUCCCUCUGUGAGUGACUGUGAAUGUUUGACUGAGAGGUCAGUUUGUUGUCUUCAGACUCCAGAAUGUCUUCUCCUCCAGGAGGAUCACCUCUGCAGGUCCAUGCAGUCCGCUUCGGUCCAGGUCAGGAGCUGUUUGGGUCUCUGCAGGCAUUUGUGAAGGAGGCGGGACUUAGAGCACCGUUCAUCAUCACCUGCGUGGGCAGUGUCACCAAGGCGACGCUCCGUCUGGCAAACGCCACGGCCUCGAACACAAAUGAGGUUGUCCACCUGAGCGGUCGCUAUGAGAUCGUGUCCCUGGUCGGCACGCUGAACGCCGACGCUCACCUCCACGUCUGCCUGGCUGACGGAGAGGGACGGACGGUUGGCGGUCACGUGUUGGGGGAUCUGGAGGUCUUCACCACGGCUGAGGUGGUGAUCGGAGAGGCGACACUGCUGGAGUUUAGGAGAGAGAUGGACGAGAGGACGGGCUUCCCCGAGCUCGUGGUUAAACGGCGUUAACAGAGAAAUAAAGAGUAGAGAGGCUCACUA
Molecule: messenger RNA, 547 nt
Organism: Cheilinus undulatus (humphead wrasse)
Lineage: Eukaryota; Metazoa; Chordata; Actinopteri; Labriformes; Labridae
Product: bifunctional protein GlmU-like
Exons: 3
Coding region: 83-517 (144 amino acids)
Source: RefSeq, a predicted model, not a curated record